CUUCUUUAUCCAGUGAGUUACACGUGAAUAAUUUGGAAACCAUUGGUGCUAAUGUGUUUUAUGAAAUUCCAGAGCUUUUACAUCUUGAUCUCCGAGGGAACCGUUUAGAAACCAUAACGGCAGAAUCGUUCAGCAGUCCAUUUGAAAAUCUUCCAAAGCUGAGAGUGUUAAUUUUAAUGCAACAGCAAAGUCCUUACCAGACGAGAUAUGUGAUGCACAAUGCCUUCAAAAACUUGCCUGCUUUGGAAGAUCUAUGGUUGAAUGACAAUCUGUUGACAAAUUUUCCUCAUCCAGCUUUAUCACAGUCAUCUUCACCAUUGCCAUCUCUUUUAUACUUGCACUUAGAAAAUAAUCGUAUUACUUCAUUGUCGAGUUUUGCCAGUUCAGAUUUCUCACCAUUACUUGAAGAUCUUCAUGCCACUCAGCAAAGUGUUCAUAAACCAUUUGAAAGAAUCAGGACCUUGCAACGAUUAUUUGUCCACCGCAAUCAAAUAUCAAGUGUCCAAGAAGAGGACCUGUGGCUGCUUGAUAAUGUUCGACAGUUGUACGUCUCAGGCAACCAGCUCACUAACUCCACAGUUCACCCAGAGGCAUUUAGGAAUCUGUCCAGUUUAACUAUACUGCAUCUGGACAGUAACAGUUUUCAUUAUGUUCCAUUAGCUGUGCAAGGGAAAAGCCAUUUGCCAGUUGUCAGUCAACUGUAUGUAAAAAAAGUGUUACUCUUUCAGUAAUUUACUUAACUGUCAUCUUUUGAUUUCAUCCAUCGCUAGCUUACCAGAUGUUUGAAGACGUUUUUGCAAAAGCAUUCAUUUUACUGUUACGCAGUAUGAUCGAAAAGAGUUGGGGACGUAGUUCCCGUGUGGUGGUAUAUCUCUCAUCUGAUGGUUAAAUGCUCAGAGAUAUUAGCUGCAUAAGCUACUCUGAAAUCCGAG
Messenger RNA from Orbicella faveolata, 932 nucleotides. RefSeq lists its product as uncharacterized. Gene Ontology annotation, molecular function: calcium ion binding; protein binding. Gene Ontology annotation, biological process: homophilic cell-cell adhesion. The record is from RefSeq and is a predicted model, not a curated record. Lineage: Eukaryota; Metazoa; Cnidaria; Anthozoa; Scleractinia; Merulinidae. Gene Ontology annotation, cellular component: membrane; extracellular region.